UAGUAUUCAAAAAGACGAGAGUUAAAACGCGAAGCUGCUAUAUGUAGGCUACAACCUGUCACAACAAUGACAAUGAAGAAUAAACUGCCUUUUUGACAGGUACAAGCACACCUAGUGACGUGUAGGGUCAAUCCUAUUGGUUGAAAGGUAGUAGAUGAAUCGCUAUUGGCGUAAACCGCCCCAGCACCUGUCUGAAGGUUAAUAAAACAUCGGCCAUUAAGUAUUUCCCUAUGAAUGUCGAAGACUCCACCUUCAUCACAAGUGGGACUUAAAGAUUUUUUCAUCAACCAAUGAACAAACGUCGAUAUGAUAAUACUAUGUAUUGAACUGGGUUCUUUGAAUUUACAAUAUAUGAGAUGAUUCGCCACAAGAAUGUUGGACAGUUCAAAUGUAACUUCGGUUCUGCAAAACUUAUGUUUAGUAAUAACUUUGCCAUUUUUACAAGUAACAGAAUUUUAGUGAAAAGUUAUACUUAAAAAUACGGUUUUUAUAAUCCACAUCGUGACGUCAGUUUCAUAAAAGGAAAACAUCUGUUUUCUACUAAAAAGUGUACAAGUUGUAUUCAUGUCAUAAUCUGCUUAGGCAUGUUUUAGGUCCACUCCAUUUUAUAUGUAGGACAAGAGGAGUGAAAAUAGAAUCUGUUUAAAAAAUAGAACGAAAAACGAAGAUUUAAUGGGGCGCACUCUUCCGGUCCCUGUGGCUUGCAGAGUGUGUGGAGACAAGAGUUUCGGGAAGCACUACGGCGUGUACUGCUGUGAUGGAUGUUCCUGUUUCUUCAAACGCAGCAUCCGACGCAAGAUGCUGUACACUUGCAUCGCCGGAAAGGGAAACUGCGUGAUUGACAAAGCACGGCGCAAUUGGUGUCCUCAUUGCAGACUGCAGAAGUGUUUCUCCGUGCACAUGAACACUGCAGCCGUCCAAGAGGAAAGAGGUCCUCGGAAGUCAAACAAGUGUAAAACUAUGAACAGUAGUUCAACAUCGUCACGAUCGACGCCCUGCUACCGAUCAGCUGUAGGGGCCGUUCUGUGCCACGCGACCCCGUUCUCGGCCCUCGGAGGGAGCGCCAUGCACCAUGCAGAAGGGACCAGUCCCUUCAAGAAAGUGACACCCGAAGCCAGCUUACUCAGAGAAACAAUUCCAUUCGCUUUCCCCACGGUUGCAUUACAAGUGCCUACCAGAGGACUCCAAGGUGAAUUCUAUCACGAAAUAGCAGCACAGAUAUUACUGGUAAGUCUACGACAAGCUCGAAGAAACGAACAUUUUGGUAUUUUGUCGAGAUCGGACCAGGACUGCAUUCUGCGUCAUGUGUGGAACGAGUUAUUCCUCCUUCAUGCGGCCUACUGGCCAAUAGACGUCUCCGCCUUGAUACGGAGGGCUCUUAAUAAUGGCCACAUCUCGAAGGCUGCUAACAACAGCGCCAGCCCCAACAGUACAAGCAGAUUGUUGCGGAGAUCGCUUGAACUAUGCCAGAAUCUGCAAUUGGACGCAGUGGAACUUUCACUGCUGGAAACUCUUAUUUUAUGUAGAAAAGACCUAGCGGUGACGACGGAGGAUGCUAAGCGGUUGGAGUCGAUCCAGGACCGAACCCAAGUCGCUCUUGCACACUACGCUGCCCAGUCUUCACCCCACCAACCCUCGCGAUUUGGACGUCUCCUGCUGGCUCUGCCCGUCCUCUGCGGGCCCACAGCUCAGAGCACAUCAUCACAACUAUAUGAAGUCUUCAUCACGCGAGAAUAA
Zootermopsis nevadensis is the source of this 1737-nucleotide messenger RNA. RefSeq names its product nuclear hormone receptor 83 (gene Hr83). Gene Ontology annotation, molecular function: sequence-specific DNA binding; DNA-binding transcription factor activity; zinc ion binding. NCBI's taxonomy places the organism in Eukaryota, Metazoa, Arthropoda, Insecta, Blattodea, Termopsidae. Gene Ontology annotation, biological process: regulation of DNA-templated transcription. The record is from RefSeq and is a predicted model, not a curated record.